AUGUCCGGAAAGAUUCCAUUGGAAAUCGGGACACGCGGCACAGUAGGAUCACUUCUCAAGCGAGAGAUUGAGUACUUCAAGGGACUCGAAUUGGAGCGUGUAGACAGCUGCAUGGAUUUCGAAAGAAGAUCACAAGAAAUGGCUACCGAAAAGCAGCAUUCUUGGCCCAGCUUCAGGUUUUUCCUGUUCUCAUGGAAAAGGAAGAAGAGAAGAAACAGCGGAAAUCGAGCCGGUAUGUGUUCUAUGGUGGAGAAUGAAGAUCGGCAGGGGCUCGACGAAAUCCCUGGAUUUGGUUAUCUGAAUCUUAGAGCUGAGUCAAUGAGAUACGAUGUCGAAUGA
Striga hermonthica is the source of this 339-nucleotide messenger RNA. NCBI's taxonomy places the organism in Eukaryota, Viridiplantae, Streptophyta, Magnoliopsida, Lamiales, Orobanchaceae. The record is from the annotation of a GenBank genome assembly.